CUUUGCUUCUUCCUCUAGCUUGCACACCGAGAUAAAAAUGGAAUCUCUAAAAAAAUUAUAGAGAACACACGUCUUACACAGUGCAAAAGUAAGCUUCUUUGAGGGCAAAUUGUAAUUUUAUGAGUUUAGGUGACUUUCUCUUCUUUUUCCCUCACUCACACAAUGAAUGUCCUCUUCUGAAUCCUGUAAAUUAAUGGAUCCAAACCGGUGACUCACUCGCCUUUACCUCCUCAACAACAGUAAAGCCGCUGAAACAAACACAACGUAAAGGUUUGGGAGAAACCCUUCAGAGAAAACGAUUGGGUGGCAAAGUCGUGGUCAAGUCGGUGUCGGAGAGGGAGGACAAUAUAGUUUUAAACGCCUCACGAAUUAGGAAGAAACGCGAUUGAAAUACAUACGACAUAUGAGCAUCAAUGAGUGGAGCCAUUGACGGCCACCAAAUGUGUUGACAAUGUUAUAAAGAUUUAGCUGCAUGAGUUGCCAUAGACGGGGUUGCCGACAUGGCCAGCUCCUCCUCCAUUUACUCAAAAGGUGUUCAACCAUUUUGUCUUUUGAUACCAUUAAAUGUCUCCAUGCACUCUCCUUCACAAUUGGUCCCAUUCCAAAGCAAUCCAUUUUCAUUCACAACAACAUCCUCUCCUCAUAUAUUUCCCUCGGUGAAGUGCUCCACUCACGCAAGAUGUUCAACUGUAUGCCUCAUAGAACAAUUGUCACUUACAACACUCUCAUCACUGCAUAUUGUCGACUUGGGGAUGUGGAUAAUGCAUGGGACCUUCUCUCUCACAUGAGCAGGAGUGGUUUUGUGCCUACCCAAUACACCCUCACUAGACUGUUGUCGUGUGAGUUCUUGAAUCUUUCACUGGGUGCUCAGUUGUAGGCUUUGAGCAUCAGGAAUGGACUCUUUGAUGCUGAUUCUUUCGUAGGUACUGCUUUAUUGGGCUUGUUUGCGAGGCAUGGAUGUUGGGAUGAAGUCUUUUCUGCAUUUGAAUAUAUGCCCUAGAAGAGCUUGGUGACAUGGAACUCGAUGAUGUCCUUGUUGGGGCGUAAUGGGUUUGUUGAAGAGUGUAAGAUUUUGUUUCAUGAUCUUGUGAGGAUGGGGAAGUCUUUGUCGGAAGGUUCUUUUGUUGCUGUGUUAUCUGGACUUGUUUAUUCCGAGGAUGAUUUGGAAUAUGGUGAACAGAUACAUGGGUUAAUGGUCAAAUGUGGGUUUGGUUGUGAAAUUACUGCACUUAAUUCUCUUAUUAGUGCGUAUGUCAGGUGCAAAGCUAUGUUCGCAGUGGAAAGAUUGUUUGAGCAAGUUCGUGUUCAGAAUGUUGUUUCUUGGAAUAUAGUUAUGGAUGCAUUGGUUAAAGGUGAGAGACCUAUGACAACACUGGAGUUGUUUUUGAAUAUCUUAAGCAGAGGAUUGAUGCCAACUCAGGUCACGUUUGUUGUUGUUAUUGAGUCCUGUAGUUGCUUGAGAAUUCUUGUAUUUGGAGAAUUUGUCCAUGCUAAGGUAAUCAGGAGUGGCUUUGAGACUGAUGUUAUUGUGGGUACUGCAUUGAUAGACUUUUAUGCCAAAUGUGAUAAGAUUAUUUCAGCUCAUAAAUGUUUUGAUCAGAUAGAAGAGAAAAAUUUGGUUUCUUGGAAUGCUUUGAUAGUGGGUUACUCAAACAUUUGCUCUUCCAUAGCAAUUCUAUUGUUACAAGAAAUGUUUCAAUUGCGUUAUUCCCCAAAUGAGUUUUCAUUUUCUGCUGUUCUCAAGUCAUCUUCAGCGUCUAGCCUUCAUCAGUUCCAUGGUUUGAUUAUAAGAGCAGGGUACGAUAGUAAUGAAUACGUAUUAAGCUCUCUUGUUUUGUCUUACACUAGAAAUGGUCUCAUAAAUGAAGCACUUUCUUUUGUCAAUGAAUUUGAGAACCCACUUCCCGUAGUCUCAUCUAAUAUCAUUGCUAGAAUCUAUAACAGAACUUGCCAGUACUACAAAGCAAUAAAGCUACUUUCUUUGCUAGAAGAACCGGAUCUUGUGUCCUGGAACAUUGUCAUUUCAGCUUGGGCUCGGAGCAAUGAUUAUGACAAAGUUUUUGCACUUUUCAAGCAUAUGCAUUCAGCAUGCAUUCUUCCAGAUAGUUACACAUUUAUGAGUGUAUUAUCUGGGUGUACCAAACUUUGUCGUCUGGAUUUGGGUACUUCUCUACAUGGACUUGCUAUAAAAACUAAUCUUGGUAAUUUCGACACAAUUUUUGGCAACGUACUAAUUGAUAUGUAUGGGAAGUGUGGAAGCAUCGAUAGUGCAGUGAAAGUUUUUGAAGAAAUUAUGCACAAAAAUAUGAUUACUUGGACAAUACUAAUCACUGCACUUGGGUUGAAUGGUUAUGCUUAUGAGUUGGUAAUGAGAUUCCGAAACAUGGAAAUGAUAGGGUUGAAGCCCGAUGCAUUAGCACUCAGAGCAGUGCUUUCUUCAUGCAGAUAUGGUGGAUUAAUGGAAGAAGCCAUGAAAAUUUUCAGGCAGAUGAGAGCCACUAAUGGGAUGACACUAGAAUAUGAUCAUUACCAUAUUAUUGUUGACCUUCUUGCAAAAACUGGACAAAUUAGAGAAGCUGAGUUAAUCAUUGCAAGCAUGCCUUUCCCACCAAAUGCCAGUAUAUGGCGUAGCUUUCUUGAAGGCUACAGUAUGCAAUAGCUUGCAAAUUGACUUUUGUACAAAGCCAUUAACCUUUUGACAGGAAUUCACUGAACAUAUUUUUGCUGUUUGGUUGUUCAACCUUUAACUCUAGAGCACGUGCUUGAUUUUGUUUUUUUUUUUGAAAACCCUUUUUGUGCAUAUUGUGUAUCUAAGCUUGUUUCUUCCUCUUUAGAAGUCAAAAUUCUAACUCAUCAUAUCAGGGACUUAGCUAUGAGAUUCAUAUGUUCCUUUAGUGUCUGUAUUGUUUCCUCUGGAAUUUGGAUAUUACAUGUGGCUAUUUGCUAUCAAAUCAUCUCAGUCAUGACAUAAAGAUUCAUUCAUUAUAGUCGUUCCUAAGAAGUUUGGUUGAGGCAAGCACACCACAACCAAAAUGGCCAAGCAAAAGAAUUCUCUCGAACCAGUAAUGGUAGUUGCUCGUGACAGGUGAGUGGGACUAAAGCCAACUGGAAAACAGUACAAUGCUCAAGUAAGGUAUUUCGGCAAUGAGUAUUACAUGCGUUGAAGAUGGAGCUCCUAUGAAAUAAAAAAUCUUAUUAACCGUAUUAUCAGCAUUCUUGUUAGCCAUAUUGUGAGAAGCAACUUCCAUAGUUUCGGAGCAGCGAUCUUAUGAAAAACAGCAGAAUACUAAAAAAAUCAAAUUUCUCAACUAAGUACUAUAUUGGAAAGCAUAAAGCAAUCUUCAGAGUUUAAUCAGCCACCACAGCAAGCAGAGUUUGUGCAGACUUAUCGUGAAAUACAGGAUGUAAUUGAAGGAGAGGACUUUCAAUCAGAACAAGAAGGAAAAAAGCAGUUGGAGCAAUCUGAAAAACCUGCAGAUUGGUGUGAAAAACAGGAUAGCAUACCAGCUAUUAUUGUUCAUGAUUCUAAUAUUUUAGCUGAUGCUUCCUCUGAUUUUAUUGAUAUUGUUUCUUAUGAUUUGAAUGUUAUUGCUGCUUCCAAUUUUGAUAAUGCUGAUUCUGACUUUAUGCCUGCAGUUCAAUAUGGUUCCAUUGAUGUUCCUGCUUUUUACAUUAAUUUUACAGCUGUUGAUUUUCAUAAUAAUACUGCUGACUGUUCUAAAAGUAUGGUUGAUCCUGUGGUUGAUAAUCACACUGAUUUUAAUGAAAUAACUGCAGUUCACACUGAUUUUACAGUUAUUGAUGGUCAUAUGGAUACAACUAUUAAGGCAAUUUAUGAAAAUCUUGCAGUUCAAGAUUUUGAUAAUGUUGUUGCUGAUUUUGAUGCUUUUUGAUCAUAUAGAUAUUGAUCUUAUUAAACCUAUUGCUGACAUUGCUAUUAUUGAUUUCACUUCCAAUGCUCUUGAUUUAGUUUAUGCUGUUGACCAUAUUGAUAUAUUUGCUGCUGUUUUUGAUCCAAAUGUUGACGUUGCUGAUUGAUCUGAUUUUGCCAUAGUUUUAAGUGAUAACAAUGUUGCAGUAGUUGGUGAACUUCAUGGUGCUGUUUCUGAUCUUGAUGUUGAUUUUAUUACUGCUACUGUUGAUUAUGAUUUUAAUGCUGCUGAUUCUAAAUUUUAUGUUCAUUCUGAACUGAAUAAUGUGGCAGUUGUUGCUGAUUUUACUCCUGUAGUGUUUGCUGAUUUUUCAAGUGCUGAUUUUGCAAUUGUUGAUGCUGAUAUUCAUACACCUCUCAUUCAAGACAUUCAACAACCUUCACUGGAUGACGUGUGUCUGCUGCAACAGAAUUAAAGAGAAAGCUCAUUGCUGAAAAGGAUAAAUUCUAUAGAAGUGUUGAGCAUAAGGAAGCAAAGCUGAAGGGUCAAUUUAAAUUUUUGUUUGUAAUAGUAGUGGUAGAAAUUUGAUAUUUUUUGUAGAUAGUAUAGGUAGUAAAUUUGGUAUGGUGAAUAGAAUGAUAGAAAAUAAACUGUAUUACAUAGAAAUAAAGAAAAUAAAUUUUGAUUUAUGUCCAAUUUGAGUUGGGCAAUGUUUUAUAGAUUAGUCUAGUUUCCUGCCUUUUAGUUUAGCCCAACCUAGUUUUCUACAGUUUAUAUUUGUUUGUUUUGUUACCUUUCAUAAUUAGUACUAGUUUGUAGAUGUUAGGAUUCUUGUUUCAUUUCAGUUUCGAUGUUGUUCUUCUAUUUUUCUGAAUUUUUUGUUUGCUUUCUUUUUUACUCUCACUCACAUUCUCAGUCUCAAAUUUCAGGUACAAAUUUCAUACAAUUAUCAAUAUAAUUUUGAUCUCUUUUCCAAUCUCCUUUCUUCUUGAAAGCGGUAUGAGCCAAAUACAAUUGACCUAUGGGUUAACAGUGAACUAGACCUAGAUAGAUCUACUAAUGGAUAAGUCAUGGAUUGAUAUGCCAAGGUUUACAACUGAAUAUUUUGAUGGGUUAAAUUUGGAUGACUACUUGUCAUAUGUUCUGAAACAAGAAGGAAGUGAGAGAUUUUUUGCUUGGGAGAUUGAAAAAGGGUGUGGCGAAGUGCUCAGGCUUUAGAUAUGUGCCCUUUAAAACUAAGAAAGAGAGAAUUGUGCUUCAUGGUAAUAGAGCUCAGUGUUAUUUUCUUCUUAAAGAUGCAGAAGGUGCCAUCAGUGAUGCCACUUGAGCACUGUGCCUAUCAGGCGUUGCGUGUCCUCACAAUUAGAGUUUAUGGAGAAGAUAACAAGCUUAUGACAUGAAAGGGCUUGGUUAAGAGAGCUUGAUGGAUUGUUUAACGUUCAUGAACUCAAAGGGGUUCAAGAUGCCAUAUAUGCAACACGAUUUUCCAACAAGCAAAUGAAUUCCACUUGGCUCUUUUUCACCUUAGUCAAAGUGGUGUAACAAACACCAAGAAAUUAAAGAAUUUGUUGCGAAUUUGGGUCAGAAAUCGAGGAGAAAAAUGAAAGGUAUGAGCCAAAUACAAUUGACCUAUGGGUUAACAGUGAACUAGAGUAAGAAAUUUACAUGUACUUCAUUUGUAUGAGCCAAAUAUCAUACUAGUCAUAAACUAAUGAUAAUUUAUUCCUUAUAUAGGUUUUGAAUAAUUUAUUCCAAUCAUUUACAACUUGGUUUUUUCCCUUGAACUCAGCCUAGAUAGAUCUACUAAUGGAUAAGUCAUGGAUUGAUAUGCCAAGGUAUACAACUGAAUAUUUUGAUUGGUUAAAUUUGGAUGACUACUUGUCAUAUGUUCUAAAACAAGAAGGAAGUGAGAGAUUUUUUGCUUGGGAGAUUGAAAAGGGUGUGGCGAAGUGCUCAGGCUUUAGAUAUGUGCCCUUUAAAACUGAGAGAGAAUUGCGCUUCAUGGUAAUAGCGCUCAGUGUCAUUUUCUUCUUAAAGAUGCAGAAGGUGCCAUUAGUGAUGCCACUUGAGCACUGUGCCUAUCAGGCGUUGGGUGUCCUCACAAUAAGAGUUUGUGCAGAGGAUAACAAGCUUAUGACAUGAAAGGGCUUGGUUAAGAGAGCUUGAUGGAUUGUUUAACGUUCAUGAACUCAUAGGGGUUCAAGAUGCCAUAUAUGCAGCACGAUUUUCCAACAAGCAAAUGAAUUCCACUUGGCUCUUUUUCAACUCAGUCAAAGUGGUGUAACAAACACCAAGCAAACACCAAGAAAUGAAAGAAUUUGUUGCAAAUUUAGGUUAGAAAUCGAGGAGAAAAAUGAAAGGUAGUUAUGAGUUGGUAUAUUGUAGAGGAACCUUUGAGUAGAAGAAGAGGAUGGGAGAGAAGAAAGUGUAGAAGGGUGAGGGAGGGUAGAAAAUUAGUGACUGCAGAUGUUAGAAGAAGAGGGAAGGGUGAGGAACAAAUUGUUCUAUAUGAAGGUUCUAGCAUGGAGGAGAUGGACCAUACUUGAUGCCUCUUUCACACUGGCAUGCCCUGUACUUUUUCCUUCAUUCACAAGAAAGGGGGAAAGAUAUUCUUCUACCUUUUCCGUUUUAAUUGCUUUCGACCAUAAAUUAGUACACAUAUAAAAGAAACCAAAAAAGGGAAGUGAACAAGUGCUUAAAUCAACUAAUAUCAGCUUAAUGAAUAUAAUCUUGAAUUUGAAUCUGAAUUAUACAUACUUAGAGAAUCAUUUGUUCAACUUUGCUACCGUAUGUGUUCCUCUCACUAAGCUUGGAAGUGUACUUUAGUUUAAUCCCCUUAUUGAAGUAUGAAGCUAAUUAACUUUUUCAUUCUAUAAUUAUGCUUAUUGCUUCUCAGUUUAUAACCAAACAAGUCCAUGAUCUCUUUGUCUUUCUAUAAAGAUUUGAGGAAUGAAUCACUCCUAUUGGCUUCAAAAGAACAGAAGAUUGUGAAGCUUUAACUUCUAAGCCUAAAGCUAAUGAUAAUGUUGAUGCUUCUCCUUGUAAGAAUAAUAUUUCUGAUAGAUGUCACAUCAAACGAGGUCGGGGAAGGAAAUUAAAUAGCAUGGGGAAUAAAGGUGUUCAUUCCAAUUCUUUGUCAAUGUUAACAUUAGGCUUUUGACAGGGUGAUAUUAGGGUUGUUUGUUUGGUGGAAAUUUCCCCUCUAUUAUUUUUUUUUGUCCUAUUUUAUA
Molecule: messenger RNA, 7102 nt
Organism: Vigna unguiculata (cowpea)
Lineage: Eukaryota; Viridiplantae; Streptophyta; Magnoliopsida; Fabales; Fabaceae
Product: pentatricopeptide repeat-containing protein At3g58590 pseudogene
Source: RefSeq, a predicted model, not a curated record